Linepithema humile (Argentine ant) is the source of this 2290-nucleotide messenger RNA. NCBI's taxonomy places the organism in Eukaryota, Metazoa, Arthropoda, Insecta, Hymenoptera, Formicidae. The record is from RefSeq and is a predicted model, not a curated record.
CAUCUCAUAUUUCUUAAUAUGUUGAAAUGAAUAGAUCAGACUGAAAAAAAAAUUGAACGGAAUAAUACGAAGGCACAUGAAACUCUAAUCUUUCUUGUGUUAUAAUCGCAGAAUUUGGCUUAAGCGGCCGAAAUUGUUCCAUUCUUCUAAGACAAUUUCCUAAUUAUCCUAUUAAUAUACUCCGCUGUUUCAUUGUCUUCAUUCUCUUGGCCUAUUGUGCACAUUCCUGCCAAAAUCACUGCUAUCGGCAGAUUAUAAUCAACGGAUUACUAGUUUUCAUUCGAGUGUGCCUGAUUUGCGAGAUUAAAGAGGAUAAUAAAUAAGGCAAGACCAAACUCAGUAAAUACACGAUUAGAUUGAACUAGUAAAUUACAACUGAUAUCAAGUGCUUGUUAAAUUGUCAACUGGAUUUGUUUAAAACAUUUCCUGAUAAAAGUAGCCUCUUUUCUCAGAUAAUGUAUCUUGAUUGAGAUAGUAUGUCUUGAUGAACAACACAGUAUCUUUCAAGUCUUCUCGAACGCAAGUAUGUUUUUGUAAAGCUUUUACGCGGAGUGUGCCGAAUUUUCACAUUACACCGCUUUAAUGUUCGAUUAGUGGCAGAUAAACGGGAAAGUGAUAAGCGUUUAAAUUUUAGAGAAGAAGUAAGUAAACUGAAGCCUAAUGCAGAACAGUGCUGGUAGACGCUUGAGAAUAAUCACGUGUAGAAAUCAACCACAAUGAACAAAUUUUUACUUUCCAUAUUAAAACAUAAACUUAUAAUAAUAACAUUGGUUGGUGUGACUAUUGGAAUAUCGGUUGGUGUAUGUCUGAAGCACUACAGCGGAAUAUCAUGGUCCCAGCGAAAUCUCAUGUACAUCAAAUUUCCUGGAGAAAUAUUUCUCAGAAUAGUGAAUUGUUUAAUAUUACCGCUUGUCACGUCCAGUAUCAUAAGUGCUACUUGCAAUCUCACAAAAUCUGGACCGAUUGGGUUGAUGGCGUUAUACUAUUAUCUAACGACCACUACGAUUGGAAUAACUUUGUGUGUCAUACUUGUUGAGACUAUCCGGCCGGGCGAUUUAUUGAGAAAUGAAGAUGUUAGUCCACCAUCAUCUACAAGGAUGUUUAUGACAAUGGAUACGAUUCUGGAUUUGUUUCGUAAUUUACUUCCUGAAAAUAUAGUACAAGCAUGCUUCUAUCAGUAUCAAACUGCUCUACAAAUGCCAAGCAAUGGAUCUGCAGUACCGAUAGAAGAAUGGAAGAUAACCAGCGAAUAUGUAACAGGAACAAAUGUCUUGGGCUUAGUAUUUUACAGUUUAUUAAUCGGUGUGGCAAUUGGAAAUAUAGGUGCAAAUGGAAAACUACUAUCAGAGUUUUUCACUUGCUUAUCUGAAGUCAUGAUGACGAUUAUGAAAUGGAUAACAUGGCUAGCGCCAAUAGCCGCAGCAUUUCUUAUUGCCGGUCGAAUUCUGGAAAUUGACGAUUUUGGUAAUAUAAUAAGCCAUUUAGGAUUUUAUAUCCUAACGGUAACUCUUGGAUUGGUGCUGCAAGGUUUUGUGAUACUACCUUUUCUUCAUUGGACCCUCACGCGUAAAUCACCUUACAGAAUUAUAUCCAAACUUGGCCCGUCCUUUGCAACAGCCAUCGGAACAUCGUCAAGUACCGCCACAGUUCCAUAUACAAUAAAGUGUUUGGAGACUAUGGGAAUAAAUUCCAAAAUAACGAAGUUUAUUAUACCGAUCGGAGCAGCGAUAAAUAUGGACGGAAUAGCACUGUAUGAAACAAUUGGAGCGAUAUUUAUUAUACAAUUACGUGGGUUGAAAUUUUCACUAUUUAAAAUAAUAGUCGUCAGUAUUACGUGCACAGUAUCAUGCGUGGGAGCUGCUGGCAUACCCAGCGGCGGUUAUAUGAUGUUGAUAAUGGUGUUAAAUUCUAUCGGAGUGCCUGUUGAAGAUAUUACAUUAAUUAUCGCUGUUGAUUGGUUUGUCGAUCGUUUCAGAACAACAAUCAACGUUAUAGGUGACGCGCUUGGCGCGAGCAUUAUAUCUCACUUUUGUAAAAAGAAGAAGCUGGAAGAAGAUGAGAUGCAUUGUAAGGAACUGUUCACGAUGGGUUCUAAAGACAUAUGACAAAUAUAAUAAAUUUUAAUAUGACAAAUUUUGGUUGGCUUCCUGAGGGUCCAGCUAUGUCAUGCGUUCUCUGUGUACUUGUCAGCCUGUUCGGAUGUGUAGCUGCAAUGUGACGAUCAAAAUACUAUAACGGAAUGUUAAGAGAUAUUUUGCAGCUACAAAUAAUACAUUGCACCUCAAAAUGA